Messenger RNA from Boleophthalmus pectinirostris (great blue-spotted mudskipper), 2390 nucleotides. Its product is annotated as mucin-2-like. Lineage: Eukaryota; Metazoa; Chordata; Actinopteri; Gobiiformes; Gobiidae. The transcript has 4 exons. The coding region runs from base 1 to 1002 and encodes 333 amino acids. The record is from RefSeq and is a predicted model, not a curated record.
AUGUACUGUCUACUUGAACAUUCCUGUCCACACAAACACCUGUGCCAAACCUCCCAGAGAGCGGCCUUAACCACAGCCUGGCUACACCACAUCUCCACCGCAUCUCCACCGCAUCUCCACCGCAUCUCCACCGCAUCUCCACCGCAUCUCCACCGCAUCUCCAUCACAUCUCCGUCACGUUUCUGUCACAUCUCCACCGCAUCUCCACAACAUCUUCGUCACAUCUCCACAACAUCUCGGUUAUGUCUCCACAACAUCUCGGUUAUGUCUCCACAACAUCUCGGUUAUGUCUCCACCACAUCUCCACCACAUCUCCGUCACGUUUCUGUCACAUCUCCACCGCAUCUUCACAACGUCUCCGUCACGUCUCCACAACAUCUUCGUCACAUCUCCACAACAUCUCGGUUAUGUCUCCACAACAUCUCCGUUAUGUCUCCACAACAUCUCCACACAUCUCCACCACAUCUCCACCACAUCUCCGUCACGUUUCUGUCACAUCUCCACCGCAUCUUCACAACGUCUCCGUCACGUCUCCACAACAUCUCGGUUAUGUCUCCACAACGUCUCACAUCUCCUCGUUUCCAUCACAUCUCCACAACGUCUCCGUUAUAUCUCCACAACGUCUCCAUCACAUCUGCACGUUUCCAUCACAUCUCCACAACGUCUCCACAACAUCUCCACAACGUCUCCACAACAUCUCCACAACAUCUCCACAACGUCUCCACCACGUCUCCACAACGUCUCCACAACAUCUCCACAACGUCUCCACAACAUCUCGGUUAUGUCUCCACCACGUCUCCACAACAUCUCCACAACGUCUCCACAACAUCUCCACAACAUCUCGGUUAUGUCUCCACAACGUCUCCACAACGUCUCCACAACGUCUCCACAACGUCUCCACAACGUCUCCACCACGUCUCCACAACAUCACCGUUUCGAGGAAGUCAUCUGGUCCUACUUCAUAAUGUGGCUGGUCAAAGGGGCUCACAGACACAAAGGUGAAGUUACGUACAGUAAGAAGAGAGGACUAAAGGGGAGAGUGACGGAGGAGGCCUAAACAGGAGAAUGACAGGUGAAAGGACUAAAGGGGAGAGUGACGGGGGAGAGUGGACUAAAGGGGAGAGUGACGGGGGAGAGUGGACUAAAGGGGAGAGUGACGGAGGAGAGUCUAAACAGGAGAAUGACCGGCGAAAUGAAUAAAGGGGAGAGUGGCAGGCAAAAGGACUAAAGGGGAGAGUGACGGGAGAGGUCUAAAGGGGAGAGUGAUGGAGGAGGCCUAAACGGGAGAAUGACAGGUGAAAGGACUAAAGGGGAGAGUGACGGGGGAAGAGGACUAAAGGGGAGAGUGACGGGGGAAGAGGACUAAAGAGGAGAGUGAGAUGGAAGAGGACUAAAGGGGAGAAUGAGGUGGAAAGGUCUAAAGGUGGGAGUGAGGGGUGAGAGGACUAAAGGGGAGAGUGAGGAUAGAGGACUAAAGAGUGUGAGAUGAGGCCUAAACGGGAGAAUGACGGAGGAGAGGAAUAAAGGGGAGACUGAUGAGGGAGAGAACUAAAGGUGACACUGACGGGGGAGAGGACUAAAGGGGAGAGUGACGGGGUAAAGGACUAAAGGGGAGAGGCCUAAAGGGGCAAGACCUUAGUUAGCUGGACUGCACGCACACAUUUCACAUCCAUUGACAGUUUUAGAGCAAAAACUUCCAAAUUAUCACAGGUUACAGUAAAAAAGGGUAAAAAAAAUGAACUAAGAAUAAUAGAGAAUGUGACUAUAACACCAUGUACACGGUUUAAUUGCAGAAAAAAACUCCGAUUUCAUGUUUAGUCCCACUUUAAACCUCCCUGAAGUAAUACCAGAUCGACUUUCUCAACACAGAAUUGCGUAAGAAGGAAGUUUGGCGAGCCAGGCUAAACAGAACACACAUUUGUACUAAACAUUUACUCGUUCAGUAUUUCCUUUUAUUUUUUGGGGUUGUGUAGAGCCGAUAUAAUGUGAAAACCUGCUUUAUGAUUUGCACAAUAAAGCACACUGUUAACUUUUGAUUAGCAAUUAUAAUUAUAUGUACCAUUUUUACCACUUCCCAGGAAUAACACACAACCCACUGAGAAAAGUCUACGCUCACUAACUAAAUGUAAAGAAUUGUUUUUGCACUUUAUAAUUUGAGUAUUUUAUAAUGUCUUAUUACAAAUCACACAUACGAACAGUUAAUUUAAUAAUAUUCAAAUCUACAUAAUCGCUCCAGAAACAACAGAACGGCUUGCGUACAUUUCAUAAUACCUGAAGUUUUGAAAUCAUAACAGAAUCAUCCAGCCUCACUUCCCAAAUCAACUGUGUCGAAAUGCAGAAAGCCUAUUUUUAAAUGUUAUUACUGUAAAAUAAAACUUAUGAAUUAUUGA